AGGUUGCAUACUGAUAAACCUGAUCAGAUUCAGAUCAAACGCUAAAGAGAGAGAGAGAGAAAUUACCAUUCAAAUCUUAAGUUACGUACGCAGGACACAACACCAACGACUUUCACCAGUCACAAGAGCAUAAACCCGAGAGGUUUCGAGAGAGAGAGGGAGAGAGUAGGAGAUGUCGUGCUUGGCGUCGUGCUGUGCAACUUUGACCUGCGGACUCUGCUCCUCAGUGGCCUCUGGGAUCACCAAGCGCUCGGCCAGGCUUGCUUACUGUGGUCUCUUCGGUCUAUCGCUAAUCGUUUCCUGGAUUCUCCGGGAAGUCGCAGCUCCUCUCUUGGAGAAAAUCCCAUGGAUAAACACUUCUGCCACUGAAUCAAAGGAAUGGUUUCAAAUACAAGCAGUUCUUCGUGUGAGUUUUGGGAAUUUCCUGUUUUUUGCAGUAUUUGCUGUUAUAAUGAUCGGUGUAAAGGACCAAAAUGACAGACGUGAUUCAUGGCACCAUGGUGGAUGGGUUGCCAAGAUGGUGAUCUGGCUUUUGCUUGUAGUCCUCAUGUUUUUUCUUCCUAAUGUCGUCAUUUCAAUCUAUGGAAUUGUAUCAAAAUUUGGAGCAGGGUUAUUUUUAUUGGUUCAAGUGAUUAUCUUACUAGACUGUACACACUCAUGGAAUGACGCAUGGGUUGAGAAAGACGAGCAGAAGUGGUAUAUUGCUUUACUUUCGGUGUCAGUUGUAUGCUACAUUGCAGCAUUUGCAUUCUCAGGAAUUCUGUUCAUUUGGUUCAAUCCUUCUGGCGAUGACUGUGGCCUCAAUGUCUUCUUCAUUGUCAUGACCAUGAUUCUGGCGUUUGUAUUUGGUAUUAUUGCAUUGCAUCCUACGGUGAAUGGCAGUCUCUUGCCUGCUUCUGUGAUAUCUCUUUAUUGUGCUUACGUGUGCUACACGGGUCUCGCCAGUGAACCUCGUGACUAUGUAUGCAAUGGUCUGCAUAGUAAAUCAAAAGCCGUCACCACAAGCACUCUUAUACUCGGGAUGCUCACAACAGUUCUGUCUGUUCUAUACUCUGCUCUUCGUGCUGGAUCUUCGACAACAUUUCUAUCACCACCAUCUUCACCCAAGUCAGGUGAGAAGAAACCUCUUCUCGAAGCAGAAGAGUUGGAAGAAGGAAAGGAAAAGAAGAAGGAAACAGAAGCACGUCCAGUUAGUUAUUCCUAUACCUUUUUCCAUCUGAUAUUUGCUUUAGCCAGCAUGUACUCAGCUAUGCUUCUCUCUGGGUGGACCGACUCAUCUGAGAGCUCUGACCUGAUAGAUGUUGGCUGGACAUCAGUUUGGGUUCGGAUCUGCACAGAGUGGGUUACCGCCGUGCUAUAUAUCUGGUCUCUUGUUGCUCCUCUGGUUUGCCAUGAUCGCGAGUUCUUUUAGUCUUCCUGUUCAUGAUAUAUCUAGCAUCCAGUAUCUGAUUUUUUUUCCUUUUUGGGGGUUGGAAAAUGAAUAAAGAGACGAGGAGAGGGAGAAGUGGUGCUAGGGCUGUCAAGUGUUGUAUCUUUAUUGUACUUAGGUUUGCAUAUAUGAUAUACACAAUUAUGGAACACAUUUUGCUGAGAAAUCAGUGUCUGCCAUGUGAAUUCUAGUGUCAAAACUUCUUUUUUC
Messenger RNA from Corylus avellana, 1639 nucleotides. RefSeq names its product Serinc-domain containing serine and sphingolipid biosynthesis protein. The record is from RefSeq and is a predicted model, not a curated record. Lineage: Eukaryota; Viridiplantae; Streptophyta; Magnoliopsida; Fagales; Betulaceae. Gene Ontology annotation, cellular component: membrane.